GGCGGGGCUUGGCUGCCUCGCGCUGCCGCGAGCAUCUGAGGAGGAGCCGUUGCUGCCACCGGGGCGUGUGGAGAGAGUAGCGGGCGAGUAGCCGAGUCCGCUGACAGGGCAGGGGCCGGAGAUUAUGAUGACUGACACUAUGAAGCUUUGACUUCAGAAAACUGUUGACAAACCAUAAAUAUUGAUCGGCCUUAAGUUGACUAGCAACCGUAGUCAAGAAACCUCACAGGAACUCUUUCUUCACCACUUCCUUUGCAUCACAAAAUCAAUCAUGUAUGGAAGUGCUCGGUCAGUUGGUAAAAUUGAGCCAAGCAACCAGAGUCCUGGGCGUUCACCAAGACUGCCCCGAUCACCACGGCUGGGCCAUCGUCGAACCAACAGUACAGGAGGCAGCUCUGGAAGUAGUGCUGGGGGUGGCAGUGGCAAAACGCUUUCUAUGGAAAAUAUCCAGUCCUUAAAUGCUGCUUAUGCCACUUCAGGCCCCAUGUACCUAAGUGACCAUGAGAAUGUGGGCACAGACACGCCUAAAAGCACCAUGACUCUUGGCCGAUCUGGUGGGCGUCUGCCCUAUGGUGUAAGGAUGACUGCUAUGGGCAGCAGCCCCAACAUUGCCAGCAGUGGGGUUGCCAGUGAUACUAUUGCGUUUGGAGAACAUCACCUUCCUCCUGUGAGCAUGGCGUCCACUGUGCCUCAUUCACUGCGGCAGGCUAGGGACAAUACUAUAAUGGACCUGCAGACACAGCUCAAAGAAGUGUUGCGAGAAAAUGAUCUGCUGCGCAAGGAUGUAGAGGUGAAAGAAAGCAAACUUAGUUCCUCCAUGAAUAGUAUCAAGACAUUCUGGAGUCCUGAGCUUAAGAAGGAAAGAGCACUGAGGAAAGAUGAAGCAUCCAAAAUAACUAUUUGGAAGGAACAGUAUCGAGUUGUGCAAGAAGAAAACCAGCAUAUGCAGAUGACAAUUCAGGCUCUUCAAGAUGAGCUUCGGAUCCAGAGGGACCUGAACCAGCUUUUCCAGCAAGACAGCAGCAGUAGAUCUAAUGAGCCUUUUGUAGCAGAGCUUACAGAGGAAAACUUCCAGCGGCUUCAUGCGGAACAUGAGCGCCAGGCCAAGGAACUCUUCUUGUUACGCAAAACUUUGGAAGAAAUGGAGUUGCGCAUUGAAACUCAAAAGCAAACCUUAAAUGCUCGUGAUGAAUCCAUCAAAAAGUUAUUGGAAAUGUUGCAGAGCAAAGGGCUGUCUGCAAAAGUCACAGAAGAGGAUCACGAGAGGACCAGACGGUUGGCUGAGGCAGAGAUGCACGUGCACCACCUGGAAACCUUACUGGAACAGAAGGAAAAGGAGAACAGCAUGCUAAGAGAGGAGAUGCAUCGUCGCUUUGAAAAUGCUCCUGACUCAGCCAAGACUAAAGCUUUGCAGACGGUUAUAGAGAUGAAGGACUCUAAGAUCUCUUCUAUGGAGCGCGGACUCAGAGACUUGGAAGAAGAGAUCCAGAUGUUGAAAUCGAAUGGAGCACUCAGCACAGAGGAACGUGAGGAAGAAAUGAAACAAAUGGAAGUAUAUCGUAGCCAUUCCAAAUUCAUGAAAAACAAGGUAGAGCAACUGAAGGAAGAGCUAAAUGCCAAAGAGGCUCAAGGGGAGGAGCUGAAAAAGAGAGUGGCUGGUCUUCAGACUGAGAUUGGUCAAGUGAAACAGGAGCUGUCACGCAAAGACACUGAGCUGCUAGCCUUACAGACCAAGUUGGAAACGCUCACAAACCAGUUUUCUGAUAGCAAACAACACAUUGACGUACUCAAGGAGUCCCUUACAGCUAAAGAGCAAAGAGCUGCCAUUCUGCAAACAGAGGUGGAUGCUCUGCGGCUACGUCUGGAAGAAAAGGAGACAAUGCUUAAUAAAAAGACUAAGCAGAUUCAGGAGAUGGCCGAGGAAAAAGGAACUCAAGCUGGAGAGAUUCAUGACCUCAAGGAUAUGCUAGAUGUGAAAGAACGCAAAGUGAAUGUUCUUCAGAAAAAGAUUGAAAAUCUUCAGGAACAGUUAAGAGACAAGGAGAAACAGUUGAGCAAUUUAAAAGAGAGAGUAAAAUCUUUGCAGGCUGAUACCACCAACACUGAUACUGCCUUGACCACACUGGAGGAAGCCCUUGCAGAGAAGGAGCGGACUAUCGAGCGCCUGAAAGAGCAGCGUGACAGAGACGAGCGAGAAAAACAGGAGGAGAUUGACAGCAAUAAGAAAGAUAUUAAGGAUCUGAAAGAGAAAGUCAGCAUGCUACAAGCAGAUCUGUCAGAGAGAGAGGCUUCGUUACUAGAUUUGAAGGAGCAUGCCUCAUCUUUAGCAUCAUCAGGAUUGAAGAAAGACUCUCGGUUGAAGUCACUUGAAAUUGCCUUGGAACAGAAAAAGGAAGAAUGUUUGAAAAUGGAUUCUCAGCUGAAAAAGCAUCCUGAAGUCUUACUGAGUCACCCAUCCAAGCCAGCUCACGAAGCAACACUGGAAGCUAGGGCCAGUCCAGAGAUGAGUGAUCAUUUUCAACAGUUAGAGAGAGAAGUGACACGGUAUCGAGAAGAAUCCACUAAGGCUCAAGCAGAGGUGGAUCGCCUGCUGGAAAUCUUGAAGGAGAUGGAAAAUGAGAAGAAUGAUAAAGAUAAGAAGAUAGCAGAACUGGAAAGCCUCACCUCAAGGCAAAUUAAAGAUCAGAAUAAAAAGGUAGCAAAUCUGAAGCACAAAGAACAUGUGGAGAAGAAAAAGAAUGUGCAGAUGUUGGAAGAAGCUAGGCGGCGGGAGGACAGUCUGAACGACAGUUCGCAGCAGCUGCAGGACAAUCUACAUAAGAAAGAUGAUCGGAUUGAGGAGCUGGAAGAGGCACUGAGGGAAAGUGUGCAAAUAACAGCAGAGCGGGAAAUGGUUCUGGCACAAGAAGAAUCAGCCAGGUCACAUGCUGAAAAACAGGUAGAAGAGCUGAUGAUGGCUAUGGAGAAAGUGAAACAAGAACUGGAAUCUAUGAAAGCGAAGCUCUCCUGUACCCAACAAUCUCUGGCUGAGAAAGAAACCCACUUGACCAACUUGCGGGCUGAAAGGAGGAAACAUUUGGAAGAGGUUCUAGAGAUGAAACAAGAAGCCCUUCUAGCUGCCAUUAGUGAAAAAGAUGCCAACAUUGCUUUGCUGGAGCUUUCUUCCUCCAAGAAAAAAACCCAAGAUGAAGUGGCUGCCCUAAAACGAGAGAAAGAUCGCUUGGUGCAACAGCUAAAGCAACAGACACAAAAUCGCAUGAAAUUGAUGGCAGAUAACUAUGAUGAUGACCACCUCAAAUCGUCAUCUCAUUCCAACCAAACUAAUCAUAAACCCUCCCCAGAUCAGGUAAUUCAGCCUCUUUUAGAUCUUGAUCAGAAUCGCAGCAAGUUGAAGUUGUAUAUUGGACAUUUGACAGCCCUGUGUCAUGACCGGGACCCCCUGAUUCUCCGUGGACUCACCCCGCCUGCAUCCUACCACCUGGAUGAUGACCGUGCAGCUUGGGAGAAGGAGCUGCAGAAGAUGACAAUGGAGCAGCUUCAUGACGAGUUGGAGAAAGGCGAGAGGGACAGUGCAGAGCUUCAAGAGUUUGCCAAUGCCAUUCUACAGCAGAUAGCCGAUCACUGCCCCGACAUCCUGGAGCAAGUUGUCAAUGCACUUGAGGAAUCGUCAUGACCUGAACUGGUAGAGGCCCGCCAGAAGAGGCAUGCCCAGGGCCCGAGCCCAGCCAGCCCGAGGAGUCAUGAAGAUGAGGAACAGCAUGAGGGGAGAGACCAGAACAGAACUUUUGGUGCACCUUUUUAUAAAAAAAACAAAAACUGAACUGAACUGGUAUCUCAGCUCUUCCACUCUCGAAGUUCUGAAUCAUGCCUGCAUUCAUCUUCUCACUGCCUUCUAAACUUUGGAAUAUGCCUCCCAGUUACCUUUCCUGCCGACUUUUGUGAUGCGUCUGCUCAGAAAUUUGCUGAGCCCCGUAAACACGGAAGCGGCGAUGUUUUGGACACAACUGGUUCUGGUGGUUCCUAAGGUGGUAACGAUGGAGCACUUGCCUUGAUUUCCCAUGCUCUGGUAGUGGUCUGCAUCCAUUUAGCUAGCUCCGAAUCUGCUGCCUGUGUCUACACAAAUGUUUUACCUAAAAGAAGUUAUCGUAGAGGGAGAGUACCCUCUCAGCGGUCAUGACAAAUAAGCAAGCAGGCAGAAUGUUAAUGUGUAGUAUCUUCUUCAUAUCGUGAGCUGCAUUUUUGUUUACUAAACGGGCCCUGAAAUGCUGGGCCCUAUUUUCUUUAACUGGCUUUUCUUUAUCCAGCCAGUCUGUCAUUAUCUCUUCGGUGUAUCUUUGCAUUCUCAUUUGUGGGAUGCUUUCUUCAUGCCUGACUUUUUAACAGUUUCUAGUUUUACUUCUGUGCCUAGUAGCAGAGUACUAAAUAUGGUCACACCUAAUGCUUUACCUCCAUAGCACCCCAACACACUGAUUAGUGAGUCCAGAAUAGUUUCUCCAAAUGGCGUCCUGUUUGCAAAGCCAAAUUAACAGGCUGGAUAGGAAUCUGAAUAUUCAUAUGUAUUGCACUAAUUGUGGACAUAGUUUUAUGUGUGUGCUGGUUUUAUGCAUAGUGUCAUUCUACAGGUAUUCAGCAGAACAAUUUUGGUAUCGCUGUAUUCUUCCUUAGAGAAACUAACUUUGUAUGUAGGUUUUCAAUUUUCAGAGUCAAUAGUACCUCUACAGCCAAUAAGAGAAAAGUGGUCAGGAACUGGGACAUAAUGAGGUAGAGGAAAGAGUUCUCACUCUUAGGUUGUUUUUUUACUGUUUUGACUGAUUCACCGUGUUUGGUUUUUUCCAGCAUAAGUGUUUCAGAGAUGGAAGUUCCCAUAAUGUGGUUCCCUUGACCCUGCAUUCCACAUUGGUAAGGCAGACGCUCUGAAGUCUUUUUCCCACCUUAUUUCAGAGGCAUUGCCAAAUGUAUUAAAUAAUUAUUUCCACUAUCUUGAAUUUUACUCUCUUCUUCUGCAUUUCCCCCCAAAUCUGGCAACCCAUAUGCUAAGACAUCACUGAUUUUUUCAAACAUAUACAGAAAGGAAAGUAACACUCUCAAAAUUAGCAUUUCUGGUAUGGUCCUUGUAUUUUAUUGUAAAGGGAUGUAAAGGGGCCAUCCGGUGCCAAUUUAUUUACUGAUGUUCAGUUCCUUCCUUUCUGCAGCAGUUGCAUUGGGGUACCUUGAGGCACUCGAGAAAAGAGACGCAACAGAAGUAGUCUUGGUCUUGAGCAGCAUCGCCUUCUCCCGUGGUUUUCUCAUGAGAAAUUUACGUGGCUCGUUCAUGGCUUUUGGGGAUGGGGUGGGAGUUGUAGAACUGACAGCCGUAAUAUCCUGUGGCUGCUGCUUUUCAUCCCAGAGCCGUAAAAUGGAGCGGGGAGAGCUGAUUGUUCUCAAGGUUGAAAUUGCCUUUACCGGAAGGCAUGUAGACAGUGACUGUACAUACCAUGAGCCAUGCCUCAUACCAGAGCCGCGCCUUUGGCCCUAUUGUUUGAAUCAGCGCAUUUUGAUAGGAGCUUCUGUUUUGAAAUCUUCUAGCUUGUUCUUCUUCACCCCUAAUUACUCACUGUAGGAAUUUAAUGGUGCCUGUAAAACUAUCACAGCCCUGCAGGCCUAGCAUCUUCCCACCACCACCACUCCCCGGCUGUCCCAUUAAGUCUCCAGCUGCCCCUUGUUCCCUGCUGUAAAACAAUCUACUCUCUCUGUGGGAGAAGCUGUGGAAUUUUCCUUAUCAGGUGGCUGCAACCGACUGUGCUUGUAAACCUCUUAUGGGAGAUGAUUCUUCAUAGCAUUUGUUUUUGCUGAGGGUAGGGAGGGGAGCCAGUCAUAGAUAAUUGCCUGUGGUUGCUCCUUCAUCCCCACGUGUUUAUUGGGCUGCCCAUAAAUCACAGCUCUCCAUCUUCGUAUUUCUGGAGCCUUUAACUCAGCUGCCACCAUGUGGCUAUGCUACUGCAAAAAAGAAAGAAAGAAAGAAAGGAAAAGAAAGAAAGAAAGAAAGAAAGAAAGAAAAGAAAAGAAAAGAGGGGAAAGGCCCUGGGAUUGCUUCAGCAGACACAGGCUCUUGCCUGCACAGUGUUUGCAAUACAGAUUGCAAUGAAAUGGUGAUAACGCCCAUUGUUUACACUCUACUCUACUCACAGCAUGUUUUCUGGAGGGAUUAUUAGAGCAGAGCCUGUUCCCACACUGGCCAUUUGGUCAUUGUUCAAACCCUCCCCUCAUCUCCAAAUUUGGAAUACGCCUGUCUUGCAAUGCCUUCCGAUUCCUUCCCCGCACGCAAAAGUACAACUUUUCCACCUUGUUCUGGGAACUUAGUCCUGCCAUUAUAACUAUCAUGAUUAGGAUUAGCGUACUAGAUAGCAAUUAUAAAUAUGAAACCUCUGCCAGUCCUACUGCUACUAUCAUUGACACACAUACAACAGCACUCCUGUGUUGAGCUAAACCAUUUACUUAGUGAAGUGAAAAAGUAAUAAAGGUGCCUUAAUGAUCUAAAACAGUAUAAACAUACAAAACAUUCCACCAUACAAAUGUACACAAAACAUGUAUGAAUCAAACAAUUCCCUUAAUAACAGUCUCAGCUGCAACAAUAGGGAACUAGAGUGAAUCUGUACUUCUUCUUUGGAACACGAAGUGUUCAGCAGAAGGCCACUCUAUAAGGCCUUUGUGAUACGGAAGUAUUUUCAUAAAUUACUUCUUCAGUAGAAUGCUGUUAAAUACUCAGUGUUGUAAAUAAUCCUCUGCGAAUGGAUAAUUCAGUAUCACAUUAACACAGCUUGCUUAACCAUUCUCAAGGCACAUUUCAAGACAUGAUCAGGUGCAGCAUGAUAGUAGCAGUAGGACUGGCGGUGGUUUCAUAUUUAUAAUUGCUAACUUAUUUCUGCCACCCUGAAGCCCAUUCUAAAUCAUUAGAAAAGGAGCUUUAGAGAGAGAAACCAAGCAAUGUUUUACCUUGGAGUAGAGCAGAUUUAGAUUUAUCAGUGACUUCUUUAGGAACUGUGAGGCCUCAGUUCUAAGGCUUUGAUCAUGCUAGGGCAGUUGAACAUGGCCUGCUUCAACUUCUUUCCUUUAAUGUGAAAUAUGAGACAGUUGACUUCCUUGGAAGUCAAGUUGACAUUGUCUGCUUAUGAGAUGGUAUACCAACAUGGUCAAGUCAGAAGGGAUUGUAGAUAUAUGUGUCCAUCUGAUCGCCAGUACACACAUCAAUUGUAGAUGUCUGUUCCUGAGACAAGUAGGAUUCAUCACUCAUGUUCAGUAAAGAUGGCUCUGGACAAAUGUGCCACAGUUGUAUAAUUUUGGCUGUUUUGUCCUUGAGUCCAAGAUUCAAAAAUACACUCUUAUCAGGGAAUUCCAGCAUACCUUGUUUUGGGUUUGCCACAUUAGUGGGGUUUUCUUCACGAUUAUAACCGGCUUGGCUUUCUUUAGGUAAUAUUUGUUUACUUCUUAAAACUACAGCAGUUUGAUUUGUUAAAUAUCAAAAAGGUUUCUAAACUGCAGGAGUCCUCCCUACAGGAGGGAAUAAGAGACUUCAUCUUACUUUGUGUGUAAGAACUCAAAUAAUUUCUUGACAGGUUGAUUGAAAAUCUUGAACGAUCCUCAGGAAUACAAAUUCUCAUUUCAAAAUCAUGUGUAAUCCUGAUAUGAACAAUAUUUCAACAUUGGAAUUGCGUAGUGACAAUAGCUGCCAACAUGUAAGGAAAGAAUUGUCGGCACAUCUAGAUGAAAAAGGUUUCUGGUGUAUUGGGUCUGUUACAGUUAUUAUUGUGGCUGUUUUUUCACUCAGCAAUGCCAAACAUUCUCUGGAAAUCCCAAACACCAACUACAGUGAAAGUAAUGGCAUUAUGCUGAGGCACUAUGUGUGCCAUCAAAUACGAUUUAGAGAAGGGAAAAACCUGCGAGGGUAUUGCUCCAGGAGACUUUUCAUCCUAGAGGAUUUUCUUUAUGUAUUUUGCAACCAAGGUGCAUUCUGUUUCUAACCAUUCUAAUGUUUCGAGGGUACUCUGCUUGAGGAAAUUCUUGCAUCAUGAAAAAAAAAGUUAAUGAAACACUGUUUUUCUCCCGUCUCGUACCUUGUUGUGUUUGAGUGCCAUGAAAUUUUUCUUAUCAAAAGACAGUGGGAUGCAUCGUUUUAUAUUGGUUUCUAUCACAAGUAUAGUUUUCCUGCUGUCACUGUAGUAGAAGUUCUUGCAGUGAGUUUAGUGUAAUGAUCAUGGAGUGUCUUUCUGUCAAAGUGCUUGGGGUUUGAAGGAACCCUUUCAGAAACUCUUGCAGCAUGGAGAAAUGGAAAGUGGAGCGCUCUAUAUUUAAUAACACUGCCCCAACAAAGCUAGUGGGGUGGGAAAGUCAGUCUGUGGGUGUUUUGGGGCUGCCAGAAUUGACAAGACAAAUUCCUCUCUUGCCAAUUACUCAGUCUUGUCAGCUCAGCAGGUGCUGUUUUUAUAAAAUAAAUAAUAUUUUUUAACCUUUUUCCAUUUAAGUAGAGGAAGCAUUAUCCUUUCUGAACAAAAUGGCUGUGUCUGCUGAUUUUUUUAAAAAAAUAGAAGAAUAAAAUCAUUUCCAAACUUUUUAGUGUCAAAAACAUAAACAUAAGAAUAAUGACUUUUUUCCAGUGUGUGUGGCGAGUGCUGUAACCUGUCAUCAUUGGUAUUUCUCCCUUGACUUUUUCAGGGUUUUUUUUAUUUCCUGUUUUGUUCUCUGCUUGUCGAUUAUUGUCUAUGUGGUCCUCGGGCUGGGGCAGUUAACUGACAAUGUGUGUCUAUUGUUCGAUUUACUUUUUAAAAGAUAGAAGUAGAAAUGAAAAUAAAAGUCGUGUUUAAAAAUAUAAGCAUUUAAUGUGUCAUCCAAAGGAAUUCAAAAUAUGAAAAGGCAAAGUUCUGGAUCCCUCCUCCCAGUUUCUAUAAGGACAUGGAUUUUUAUUUUACUUUUUAGGUUCAUGGUACCUAUCAGUUGCCUUUGACAGACCAAGGAAGACCAAACCAGUGUGGCCUCUUAGGAAUGUUAUUAACUCUGAACUUGUAACCCUCUGCUGUACAGUCUGCUUUUAAAACAUAGAAAGGGACAAUUAUUAGCUAGUUUUUGCUAGCUGCUGCUGUCCUUGUAGAUAUCCCUGGGGGCUGUAAAACUGCAGUUUUGGCUUAACAUUUGGGAUGCAGUGAAUCAUAUUUGCAUACACACCAGUCCUACCUGUGUCUCCUGGAAGCUACUUAGCAUUUCUAAAUGCACCUUCAGCUCUGCCAGGACCAGUUUACAUGGGUGUGGUUAUUCUGUGCCCACCUACUUUUGAAAAUGUUCCUCUAGAAUUUCUUGUUUUUGUAUCAAAGGGGUUUGCAGUUCUUUUCUAUACCAUUGAAUUAAAAUAUAUGGACUUAUGGUAUGGAGAACCUAAAUCUUUGUAUAAUAAAUACACUUCUAGUGGUAUUGGUGACAUCUUAAACAUGAAUGUACAUUUUAAAAAACUAAUUUUGGGGAAAUAGAUUUUUCCCAUUGACUUCUCUUCCCCAUCAGUUUGCUCAGAUCAUGAUUUAGGUAGUUAAUUCACUUACUUGGGUUUGAUAAGACCUGUUUAUGUUGAGACAGUGUCUAAGUUCUGCAUUUCAGCUUGCUUUCUGCUCAUCAGCCUGUGGUGCUUACCAGAUGUUCACGUUUCAACUCUGAGGGAUGAUAAAAUAAAUAGCAUUAUAUUCCUCCACCUCCCCAAAAAAGAGAAUGCCUCCCAUAUAGUUUCAUAAGACAUGCUAUUCAUCCUUAUUUGCCAAAACAGUAUUCUUACUUCCCUUGGGUUCAUCUCAUGCUAAAAACUAACUGUCAAUUUCUAGUUUUCUGGAUCAUUCAUUACAGCAGUGCCAGUGAGCUGUCAUACUGAGUGAAAAAUUGUAGGAAGUCCUCGAUUCUCCCACUACAGACAGCAAUCUUUUAUCUGCUUGGAAAGUGGUAUGUUGCACUUUAACGGAGGAGAAGACUAGCUUUGCGGGAUAAUCCUGACAUACUUUGAGUUCCUUCUGGAAGCAAGCGGCAGCAGGAGGUGGUAAAAAUGCCUGUGAUGCCUGUGUGCAAGCUGCCUUCAGCUUUUACGUGUUUUAUUGAUGGAGUCAUGUUACUGACAGGAUAAUGAAUUGCAAGGAAAAAAAAUGUUAUAUAUUCAACUUUGCCUUGACAAUAUAAAACACUUUUGUUCAGUUUUGUUUCCUUUUUUAUUCACAAACUAAGUUCAUCAGAAAAUUAUAAAAUUAUUU
Molecule: messenger RNA, 10253 nt
Organism: Sphaerodactylus townsendi
Lineage: Eukaryota; Metazoa; Chordata; Lepidosauria; Squamata; Sphaerodactylidae
Gene: ERC1
Product: ELKS/RAB6-interacting/CAST family member 1
Exons: 21
Coding region: 272-3673 (1133 amino acids)
Biological process (GO): maintenance of presynaptic active zone structure; neuromuscular synaptic transmission; regulation of synaptic plasticity
Cellular component (GO): cytoskeleton of presynaptic active zone
Molecular function (GO): structural constituent of presynaptic active zone
Source: RefSeq, a predicted model, not a curated record